Molecule: messenger RNA, 4911 nt
Organism: Manis javanica (Malayan pangolin)
Lineage: Eukaryota; Metazoa; Chordata; Mammalia; Pholidota; Manidae
Gene: CASKIN2
Product: CASK interacting protein 2
Molecular function (GO): protein binding
Source: RefSeq, a predicted model, not a curated record
AGCCGGCCUUGGAAAAGGAGAAGGAGGAGAAAGGGGGUAAGGGGGGCAGUGGGGGCCACGGCCCAGAGUGCCAGGGACCAAGCGGGGCCAGCCGGACCCACGGCUCGGCGGCGGGGAAAGACCCCUGAGACCUGCCCACCACUGCUGCCCGAGGCCUGAGGGAAUGCUGGCUGCUCCCUGGGUGGGCAUUGGUCCUCCUCAGCCACACUGGGAAGAUUGGUGUACCUGGUGCCUGCCCAUCCCUGGGCUGUCAGAAGCUGCAAGCUGAUAUCCAUCCAGAUUUCCACUCAGCCUCCACCCUCCAAGAGAUCAGCUUUCUUGCUUGUGGCAGCAGCUCACAAAGCACCUGAGGAAAUACCUGUCAGCACCUAACAAGAAGCCCACUGCCUGGGACACAGACACACUCCCCCAGAACGCCUGGCCCUCCAAAAGGCCAAGGCAUGGCACCCUGAUGCCUCGGCUAGGACCAUUUUCUCUGCCUCUGCCCUGGUUUCCGGAGCCCAGGGACCAGAAUGGGUCGUGAACAGGAUCUGAUCCUCGCUGUUAAGAAUGGAGAUGUGACUGGUGUGCAGAAACUGGUGGCUAAGGUCAAGGCUGCAAAGACAAAGCUCCUUGGCUCCACGAAGAGACUCAAUGUCAACUACCAGGAUGCUGAUGGAUUUUCUGCUCUCCACCAUGCCGCCCUGGGGGGCAGCCUGGAGCUCAUAGCCUUGCUCCUGGAGGCUCAGGCCACUGUUGACAUCAAGGACAGCAAUGGCAUGCGCCCACUGCACUAUGCGGCCUGGCAGGGCCGGCUGGAGCCUGUGAGGCUGCUGCUGCGGGCCUCUGCAGCCGUCAAUGCAUCCUCCCUGGACGGGCAGAUCCCACUGCACCUGGCUGCCCAGUACGGACACUAUGAAGUGUCAGAAAUGCUCCUCCAGCAUCAGUCCAACCCAUGCCUGGUCAACAAGGCCAAAAAGACACCCCUGGAUCUGGCCUGUGAAUUUGGACGGCUCAAGGUGGCCCAGCUGCUGCUGAACAGCCACUUAUGUGUGGCACUACUGGAGGGUGAGGCCAAGGACCCCUGUGACCCCAACUACACCACACCCCUGCACUUGGCUGCCAAGAAUGGCCACAGAGAGGUCAUCAGGCAGCUCCUGAGAGCCGGGAUAGAGAUCAAUCGCCAAACCAAGACGGGCACGGCACUCCACGAGGCUGCGCUGUACGGCAAGACCGAGGUGGUGCGGCUGCUCCUGGAGGGCGGGGUGGAUGUGAAUAUUCGGAACACGUAUAACCAGACAGCACUGGACAUCGUGAAUCAGUUCACCACGUCCCAGGCCAGCCGGGAAAUCAAACAGCUGUUGCGGGAAGCCUCAGGGAUCCUGAAGGUCCGAGCACUCAAGGAUUUCUGGAACCUGCAUGAUCCCACUGCCCUCAAUGUCCGGGCAGGGGAUGUCAUCACGGUGCUCGAGCAGCAUCCUGAUGGCCGCUGGAAGGGCCACAUCCAUGAGAGUCAGAGGGGCACAGACCGUGUGGGCUACUUCCCUCCAGGCAUCGUUGAGGUGGUCAGCAAGAGGGUGGGCAUCCUUGUGCCCCGCCUCCCCUCUGUGCCUGCCCCCCUGCGCCCAGGCUUCUCCCGGACACUGCAGCCCCCUGCUGACGACCCCCUACACCCUCUUACCUAUGGCCAGCUCCCUCGGGUGGGCCUCAGCCCAGACAGCCCAGCAGGUGACAGGAAUAGUGUGGGCAGUGAGGGCAGCGUGGGCAGCAUCCGCAGUGCUGGCAGCGGGCAGAGUUCCGAGGGCACCAAUGGUCACAGCACUGGCCUCCUUAUUGAGAACGCCCAGCCGCUGCCCUCUGCUGGAGAGGACCAGGUGCCAUUAGGACUGCAACCUCUGUCCCUGGCAGACAACCCAAGCCACUGCCUUCUGUCCAACUACCGCUCUGGGGAGCAGCUCUUCACCCAGGACAUGAGGCCGGAGCAGCUGCUGGAGGGGAAGGAUGCGCGGGCCAUUCAUAACUGGCUGAGUGAGUUCCAGCUGGAGGGCUACACUGCCCACUUUCUGCAGGCUGGCUAUGACGUGCCGACCAUCAGCCGCAUGACGCCUGAGGACUUGACGGCCAUCGGGGUGACCAAACCUGGGCACAGGAAAAAGAUCGCCUCUGAGAUUGCCCAGCUCAGCAUUGCCGAGUGGCUGCCCAACUACAUCCCGACGGACUUGCUGGAGUGGCUGUGUGCUCUGGGGCUGCCGCAGUACCACAAGCACUUGGUGCGCAGUGGCUAUGACUCCAUGGGGCUGGUGGCCGACCUCACCUGGGAGGAGCUGCAGGAGAUUGGUGUCAACAAGCUCGGCCAUCAGAAGAAGCUUAUGCUAGGAGUGAAGAGGCUGGCUGAGCUUCGGCGGGGCCUCCUUCAGGGGGAGGCCCCAGGUGAAAGCGGCCACCGGCUGGCCAGGGGCCCAGAGCUGAUGGCCAUCGAGGGACUGGAGAAUGGGGAUGGUCCAGUUGCGGCUGGCCCACGCCUCCUCACCUUUCAGGGCAGUGAGCUGAGCCCAGAGCUCCAGGCAGCCAUGGCAGGGGGUAGCCCUGAGCCGCUGCCCCUGCCCCCUGCCCGUUCCCCCAGCCAGGAGAGCAUUGGAGCACGCUCACGAGGAUCCGGUCACUCACAGGAACAGCCUGCCUCCCAGCCCACUGGGGCAGACCCCGGCGCCCCACAGGAGAGGAAUCUUCCAGAGGGCACAGAGCGGUCCCCUAAGCUUUGUUCCCCUCUUCCUGGCCAAGGGCCCCCUCCUUAUGUUUUUAUGUACCCCCAGGGCUCACCCUCCAGCCCAGCCCCAGGGCCACCUCCUGGUGCACCCCGGGCCUUCUCCUACUUGGCUGGCCCCCCUGCCACUCCUCCAGACCCACCUCGGCCCAAGCGCCGGUCCCACAGCCUAAGCCGCCCUGGCCCAGCUGAGGGGGAAGCAGAGGCAGAGGCUGAAGGGCCAGUGGGCAGUGCCUUGGGCAGUUAUGCCACGCUUACUCGGCGACCAGGACGCAGUGCCCUAGCCCGAACCAGUCCAAGCCCCACCCCAGCUCGAGGGGCUCCCCGCAGCCAGUCCUUUGCCCUUCGGGCUCGUCGCAAAGGCCCCCCUCCACCUCCCCCCAAGCGCCUCAGCUCUGUCUCGGGCCCCACCCCAGAACCACCUCCUCUAGAUGGCAGCCCAGGGCCCAAGGAGGGGGCAGCAGGGCCCCGAAGGCGAACACUGAGUGAACCAACUGGCCCACCAGAGCCCCCUGGCCCACCUGCCGCAGCUGGCCCGGCCUCAGACACAGAGGAGGAGGAGCCAGGGCCCGAGGGGACACCCCCUUCUCGGGGCAGCUCAGGGGAAGGGCUCCCGUUUGCAGAGGAGGGGAACCUGACUAUCAAACAGAGGCCAAAGCCGGCUGGACCCCCGCCUCGGGAGGCAUCUGUGCCUACUGGUCUUGAUUUCAACCUCACAGAGUCAGACACUGUUAAGCGGAGGCCCAAAUGCAGGGAGAGAGAGCCGCUGCAGACAGCACUUCUGGCCUUUGGAGUGGCCAGUGCCACACCCAGCCCCUCUGCCCCCAUGCUCUCGCUCACCCCCAGCGAGGCCCCCUCAGCUUCUCCUAGCCCUCCCCGGCCUGAGCCGAGCAGCCUUCCAACUCAAGGAGCUCCAGCCCCUCUUUCUCUGAGCCCCCAAGCCCAGCACCCCGUGCUCUCCUGCCCUGGGCCAGCUCUGGAAAACUCAGCAAGCAGUCGAAGGCAUGCAGAGACUGAGCUCCCAGCUCCCCCUGCUGCCCUCAUCAAGGUGCCUGGAGCAGGAACAGCCCCCAAGCCUGUGUCUGUGGCCUGCACCCAGCUGGCAUUUUCUGGCCCUAAGCUGCCUCCCCGGCUUGGCCCCCGCCCGGUGCCCCCUCCAAGGCCAGAAAGCACCGGGGCCACAGGCUCAGGCCAGGCCCAGCAGAGACUGGAGCAGACCAGCUCGUCCCUGGCAGCUGCGUUGAGGGCCGCAGAGAAGAGCAUUUGCACUGAGGAGCGAAAAGGCCCCCCUGGCACAUCUACCAAGCACAUUCUGGAUGAUAUCAGUACCAUGUUCGAUGCCCUUGCUGACCAGCUGGAUGCCAUGCUGGACUGAGUGACACCUGCCGGUAGACUGCAGUGCCAGCCAUGACCAGCAUCCAGCAUGGAAGCUCCUGCCACCCUAGCAGGGUCCCUCCUGUUGCUCCAAGCAGCAGCCAUCAGCAGCACCGCAGCUCUAGGGGCAGUGCCCACAGGGGGCCGAGGGGACUUGUCAGGACUUGACAUCUCAGCAAGGCCCCUUCCCAAUGUGUAGUCUGACCGGACAGUCCUGUCCCUUGGACAGGGACCCUGGUAAGAGCUUCCUCCCAGGGGGGCAGGAGGUGGUGGCACAGUUUCUGGGGUACAUUUUCUACACCCUCCCCAGUGUCUCAAAUCCUUGUGCCAAGGUCCUCCUGCCACCCACUGUGCCAUCCUGGUCCUCUGAGGCUGGAGGGCGAUGUAUCUGGCCGGGUCCCUGCAGGUGUACACAGGACAUGUAAAUAGUGGCCAGGGGCCCGCUCUUGGUGGCAGUGGCAGUGCCCAGGCCAGCCCUUGCUCCUGCCCUGCCUACCCUCAGUGAAGUGAGGCUGGUGGGGGUGGAGACAGUGGGAUUAACAGAUCCCCAAAGUCCAAACUUUUUCAACUGUAAAUGUUAUUUUUUAAGCAGAGAGAAAUGCAUAUAUUUUAAAUGGAAUUUAUUCUAUCUAUAACUGCCUGAGAGGACACAGGGGGAGGGACUUUGGACCACAGCAAGAAUGCCCACUGCCCAGCUCAGGGCCGGAAGCCUGACCUGAUUGGCCCAAGCACCAGCUCUGUAACCAUUAACCUCUUCCCCCAACUAACACCAAUGAAAAUGUCAUUCCAUGUGA